Molecule: messenger RNA, 652 nt
Organism: Herpailurus yagouaroundi (jaguarundi)
Lineage: Eukaryota; Metazoa; Chordata; Mammalia; Carnivora; Felidae
Product: keratin-associated protein 21-1-like
Exons: 1
Coding region: 60-344 (94 amino acids)
Source: RefSeq, a predicted model, not a curated record
CACAGUGAAGUGACACUUCUCUCCUUCUCUAGCCAAGCACAACCUCAACAGCCAACAUCAUGUGUGGAAGCUACUACGGAAACUAUUAUGGAGGCUGCGGCUACGGGGGCUGUGGCUAUGGAGGCUGCGGCUAUGGAGGCUGCGGCUAUGGAGGCUGCGGUUAUGGAGGCUGUGGCUACGGAGGCUGCGGCUACGGAGGCUGUGGCUAUGGAGGCUGCGGCUAUGGAAGCUCUGGCUACAAAGGCUGUGGCUACAGAGGCUGUGGCUAUGGAGGCUGUGGCUACAGAGGCCUGGGCUGCGGCUAUGGCUCCUGCUAUGGCUGUGGCUCUGGCUGUGGCUACUAGUAACAAGGGCACCGUGGGGGACUCUCACCCUCUACAACUGGACAUGGCAUUCACCAAAUCUGAGCCCCACACGGUCUGACCUUUGCUGAAGGCUUGCCUUCUGGUGCCCUUUUGGUCAAAUACAGAGUUAUUCCUAUAUUCAACUCAUGAAAAGUGGGAGCAUUUGAAAUUCACCCUGAGCACUGCGUGGUUCCUCUUUGCCUUGAUGCAGUCACAGAUUCUCUGUUUCGAUUUUCAUGCAAGAACUAUUUCUCUGUUUUCAUAAUAAACUUAUUUGGUCUGAAAUAAUAAACCUAGCUUUCUGUUCA